CAAUGCCCCCGAGGGGUUGGCAGGGGGGUCAGUGCCCCUGGGGCCGGGGCAGAGGCUGGCACCGCUGCACUGAUGGGUCGGCAGAGCCCGGGCAGGAUGUGGCUGCUGGGUGUGCCCUGGGCACUGACCCUGCUGGUCGGCGCGGCCCCCCCCGGCCCCUCGGCAGCCCCCUGGACCCCGCGUCCAUCUUCUCCGACCUGUCCCCGGCGGAGCUCCGGGCCGUGCGGACCUUCCUGAUGGAGCGGCCGGAGCUGGGCCUGGCCCCGAGCCGGGGGGGCCCCCUGGCCAAGAACUCGUUGUUCCUGGUGGAGCUGCUGCCGCCCCCCAAGCGCGCCGCGCUGCGGUUCCUGGCGCACGGGGGGCCGCGGCCGCAGCGCGAGGCUCGGGCCAUCGUCUUCUUCGGGGCGCAGGCGGAGCCCAACAUCACCGAGCUGGCCGUGGGGCCCCUGCCGCGGCCCAGCUCCUACCGCGUGCUGGGGCUCAGGGGGGGCCGUGCCGUGCCCUUCUGGGCUCGGCCCAUGACCCAGCUGGAGUACGAGCUGCUGCACGAGGCGCUCGUGGCCGCCGUGGCGCCGCUGGAGCCGCUGCUGCGCGAGGCCACCGGCUUCGGCUUCCAGAACUGCUCGGCGCGCUGCCUCACCUUCUCCGACAUCGCGCCGCGUGGGCUGGGCCCCGGCGAGCGCCGCACCUGGCUGGUGAUCCAGCGCUUCGUCGAGGGCUACUUCCUGCACCCCGUGGGGCUGGAGGUGCUGCUGGACCACCGGGACCCCGACCCGCGGCGCUGGGCCGUGCGGCAGCUCUGGUACAACGGGCGCUACUUCGGCAGCGUGAGGGAGCUGGCCGAGCUCCACGCGCAGGGGGCGCUGCCCCUGGCCCGCCUGCCCGAGCCCCCCGCCCGCCACCUCUUCUCCAGCUACGAGCCCCGCGGGCGCUUCUUCACCGGGACACCCACAGAGGUGCACGGCGCCAAGGUGUGCGAGCCGCAGGGCCAGCGCUACCGCCUGCGCGGCAACCGGCUGGAGUACGGCGGCUGGAGCCUGGCCUUCCGCCUGCGCUCCUCCGCCGGCCUCCAGCUCUUCGACGUGCGCUUCGCCGGCGAGCGCGUGGCCUACGAGCUGAGCGUGCAGGAGGCCAUCGCCUUCUACGGCGGCCACUCGCCGGCGGCCAUGCAGACCAAGUACAUGGACGCCGGCUGGGCCAUGGGCGCCUCCAGCUACGAGCUGGCGCGUGGCGUGGACUGCCCCGAGACCGCCACCUUCCUGGACGCCCACCACCUCCUGGACGCCGACGGCCCCGUGCGCUUCACGCACGCCCUCUGCGUCUUCGAGCUGCCCACGGGCGUCCCCCUGCGCCGCCACUUCGACAACGACUUCCAGGGCGGCUUCAACUUCUACGCGGGGCUGGAGGGGCGGGCGCUGGUGCUCAGGACCACCUCCACCGUCUACAACUACGACUACAUCUGGGACUUCCUGCUCUACCCCAACGGCGUCCUGGAGGCCAAGGUCCACGCCACCGGCUACAUCCACGCCACCUUCUACACGCCCCAGGGCCGGCGCUACGGCAGCCGCGUGCACAGCCACCUCCUGGGCAACCUCCACACGCACCUCGUGCACUACAAGGUGGACCUGGAUGUCGCAGGCACCGGGAACAGCUUCGAGACGAUGGACAUUCGCUUUGAGAACAUCUCGAACCCCUGGAGCGCGGGGGCCCGCGUGGUGCAGCCGUGGUUGUACCGGGAGCCGCGGCGCCGGGAGCGGGCGGCGCUGCCGCUGGGCCGGGCCCCGCCGCGGUACCUGCUCUUCACCAACCCACGCCGGCGCAACCGCUGGGGCCAUCGCCGCACCUACCGCCUCCAGCUCAGCUCCCACGCCGGGCCCGUGCUGCCCCGCGGCUGGCGCGAGGAGCGCGGCGUCACCUGGGCCAGGUAUCACCUGGCCGUGACGCGGCGCCACGAGAACGAGCCGAGCAGCAGCAGCAUCUACAGCCAGAACAACCCCUGGGACCCUCCGGUCACCUUCGAGAGCUUCAUCCGCGACAACGAGACCAUCGAGGACCAGGACUUGGUGGCCUGGGUGACCGUGGGCUUCCUGCACGUGCCCCACUCCGAGGAUGUCCCCAACACGGCCACCCCCGGCAACGCCGUCGGCUUCUUCCUGCGCCCUUUCAACUUCUUCGACGAGGACCCGUCGGUGGCCUCACGUGCCCCCGUCAUCGUGCGCCCGCUGGACCCCCCGACCUGCUCCCGCCUGCAGAUCCAGCGCUGGACCCCCCCCAGCCCCGGCGCCUGCGUCCACCCCGAGCCCUUCACCUACAAUGGCACCUACCGGCCGGUGUGACCCUGGCACACGGGGACACCGGGACACCAGCUGUGGGACGGGCCACGUGCCACCACCUCCUCUGAGCCCAGCACUGGCACCGCGGGGACACUGGUGCCGCCUGGACGCUGGGGUGUGUCGCACCAUGCCACACAGCGCCAUAUGUCAUACCAUCCAAUGGUGCCAUGGUAGCACGUCCCACACGUCACUUGGUGCCACGUGCGCUGGGCUGGGCUCAGUAAAGGUGAUGUCACCUCAUCUGACCCCGGCACUGGCACUGUGUGGCACACCAGUGCCACUGGGACACCGUGGCACGGGAUGCGUCACUCGGUGCCACGCAGUGCCAUAUUCCACCUGUUGGGCUCAGUAAAGGUGAUGCCACCCCUCUCCACCAUCAUGCGGCACACCAGUGCCACCAGGCUCAGUAAAGGCGAUGUCACCUCCUC
Messenger RNA from Myiozetetes cayanensis, 2761 nucleotides. It is a transcript of the gene AOC1, whose product is annotated as amine oxidase copper containing 1. NCBI's taxonomy places the organism in Eukaryota, Metazoa, Chordata, Aves, Passeriformes, Tyrannidae. Gene Ontology annotation, biological process: response to antibiotic; amine metabolic process. Gene Ontology annotation, cellular component: plasma membrane. The record is from RefSeq and is a predicted model, not a curated record. Gene Ontology annotation, molecular function: diamine oxidase activity; primary methylamine oxidase activity; copper ion binding.